Molecule: messenger RNA, 1803 nt
Organism: Exophiala dermatitidis NIH/UT8656
Lineage: Eukaryota; Fungi; Ascomycota; Eurotiomycetes; Chaetothyriales; Herpotrichiellaceae
Exons: 3
Coding region: 1-1803 (600 amino acids)
Source: RefSeq, a predicted model, not a curated record
AUGGGCAUCUAUUCAUCAUGGCUAACCUCCUGGUUCGCCAACAACUUCCUCCCCGAAGAAAUCAUCGGCAGUUUGGAGACCAACUCAAUAUUCCUGCUCGCCCUAUUCGCCACCGUAUUCUUCUACUCUGUGCAAGAAAACGGCAUUCGCGUCGUCGACGUGCUAGUCAUCCAUCAACUGUGCAUUGGGUUUCUAUUCAGCGUCAUGUCCCUAUGGGGUUAUCGGACAAUGUACUAUCGCACCGAAGGCCCCGGAGGACGGCGCCACUUCGGCGGAUUCGGGACCCAUUUCCGUCUCGUGCUGAUGGGCAUGAUUUCCGCGUACGGGACCUGGUUCUGGGUCGAGGGUGUCGAGGAUGGACUGAGUGCAUGCGACAGACGUCGAAAUUGUGGUGGACUAGACACAUUUUUCCUCGUGCCUGUAAAAGUGGACAGUUGGGCCACUAGGAGUAUUAAUCUGGUCAUCAAUAUUGGGGCCUCUGUGUAUUAUGGUAUUAUGGCGCUGGCUGCACUUGCGGCGGGGACGGCGUAUGUUGUCCAUCGUGUCCGGGGGAAAGAUGUGCAUUGGGAGUUGAUCAAGGAGCAGGAUUCGAGUGUUAACUUGACGAAACGAGAGCUCACAAAAUGGUACAUCGCCCUAUCAUGCUUCAAUCUCAUCUGGAUCGUCUUCGCCAUGAUCAGCAUCGAAUUCACUUUGAACUUGAACCACAUGAACAACGUCAUUGGGAGUAUGGGGCUAGUCGGUCCAGGCCAAUUGAUCCCCCUUGCAAUUGGACUGAUGAGCCUGACCCGGGUGUUGUGGAUUCUCGCCCGUCAACAUAUUCCUUUCCUCAGAAAGAAAAACGCCGAGGAGGAUACAACUAUGUUGUCGUCUCCGGAAACCCCAAAGUUCAUGGGCGGCAUCGGCUUGACCAUGUUGAACACUCGCAGCACAUAUUCUCCUUACCCGUACUCCCCGGGAAAAGAAAAACCGUUGUCAUCAUCAACAAAAUCCCCUGCUGCGACGACUAAUACUGCCGGCAGUCCUCCUGGAUCUGGGACUGGAGUAUCUAGCAGCGGAGGCAGCGGAGGUAGGGAUUGGGGUUCGAUCUCGACAUUACCCCCUCUCCCUGCUAUCGCGACCGGUCCAAAAAGACAUUCUCUGACACACCGCAUUCUGCUGGCGUGGUUGCCUUGGCUGGGAUUGUUUGAAUGGUCGAAACAUUCGCUUACUCGGUCGCUUGGUGAAUAUUCGAGCUUCAGUAUUGGAGGCCGGCGGGGACAUCAUUAUUAUGGUCUCCAGGACCAUGCACGACAGGUUUCAGAGGACAUUGAUGAUGUUGGUGGUGGUGGUGGAGGAGGGGGAGGAAGAGGAGCUGCUGGCAGUGGCGGUGGUGAUAAUAUUAAAGUGGAUGUCAUCGAAAUGACUCAAGACAUUGAAGCAGCAGCAGUGUCCACGGACACGAAACGAUCGCAUCAACCACAAACACAACCACAACCCCGGGGUGGAUUCUUCGGAGCCGCCCGCUUCGAUCCCAUCAAUAACGACAACAACAACAGCGGCAGCGUCCGACCACCACCACCACCACCACCACCACCACCACGACGGGAUCAGUCUAGGCCGUGGCAUCGGAAUCCCUCAGACCAAGAGGGCCUGCUGGCCCCUGAAGCAAAGACCGAGGAUGAGAUGCGGUCGGAAAAUGGAAUGGGAAUGGCAUCUAGUAAUCAAUCAGUCGUAUCGAGCAACGACGAUGAUAAUGACGACGAUGACGAAGAGUGUAUCUGUCACUCAAGAGGGAUCUACGAUGGAGAAGGGUACGAUUGA